UUCCUUACCUUCGUCGUUAUGGAGGGUCGGAAUACUGGAGUGACAGACAAGUCAGAACCCCUCGCAUACAGCCUACCGAGAUGCGACUGCUUACUGGCAUCUGGCAGCUGCCUGCUGACAUACAGCCUACCGAGACGCGACUCACGCGACUGCUUACUGGCAUGUGGCAGCGGCCUGCUGGCAUGCGAUCGUUAACUGAUAAGACGUUGGGGAAACCUUACGAACUAGGAUUCCAGCCAUUGCGCCAGGACGCACUGCGUUCUGACGCAGGACCCCCGGCAGAUCUCCCAAGUAUAACGAUAUCGCCUGCCAUAGUUCUUCCCCAUAUAUCACAGACACUCUCUUCUACAGUAGGUUCACGGCUACCCCAGUUACCCCCUGACUUCAACGGGCUCCUUCCCUCCUCUUUCCAUACGCAUACAGUCUCCUCUGCUCGUCAUGAUGAGCUUCACGAUCUGCCCCCUGAAGCGAUGCUUCAAAAUCUCACGGGAUAUAUCACAAAGGACGAAGAAUAUCCUGUUGCUCGUGGCGGGUUCGGGGAGAUCUGGAAAUGCACCUUCUACACCAAUCAUAGACCAAUCAAAGUCGCAGUGAAAGCAUUGCAAGUGUACACCGCCGAUCAACUUGGCGCAGCAAAGACAAAAAAGAACAAGAGGAUAAUACGCGAACUCAGAAUAUGCGCCAACCUCAAGCAUCCAAAUAUUCUACGUGUUUAUGGUUAUACGUAUGGCUUCGGCCCAUUUAUAGCGAUAGUCAGCCCUUGGGCGAGGAAUGGUAACCUGACGGACUAUUUGGGGCUCGAGGGUGUGGCUCUUACUCUCGUUAGAAGAUUCCAGAUCCUCAUGGAUAUUAUAGCUGGUCUGCAAUAUCUUCACACAAACAGUGUCAUCCAUGGUGACUUCACUGGGCCUAACGUGCUGAUCCUUGAUGAUGGCACUGCAUGUGUUGCCGACUUCGGUCUUUCCUUGAUGUAUUCCGAGGUCAUAAGCGCCUCUCAGGCUUCCUGGACGUCCACGCUCAAAGGAAACACGCGCUGGAUGGCCCCUGAGCUACUUGUACCAGAGAAGGAGGAUGGAUCUCAAGUCCGGCCAAGCGAGCAGAGCGACAUGUAUUCAUUCGGCGGGAUCAUGCUGCAGGUUCUGACCAACAAAGCACCUUAUCAUCACCUCACGAAUGAUGCCGCCAUCAUACUCUGCAUAGUCAGGUCGCAAACGCCUCCUCGAUCUCGUUACCUUGAGCUCCCUGAAAAAUACUGGCAGUUGAUCGAGCAAUGUUGGUCUACUGAUCCUCAGGACCGCCCAUCGGCGGAGGGAGCUGAUGUGAUGAUCAGGAAUGAAUUUUACUCGCUGUCGAGAUCUGGUUGAUUCUUGAACUGUUUUCUGUAUAACAACUCGUUUACAGUAUAACUAGACGGACAGCAUGAGGGGAUGGUAUACCUCAACUACA
Molecule: messenger RNA, 1446 nt
Organism: Suillus plorans
Lineage: Eukaryota; Fungi; Basidiomycota; Agaricomycetes; Boletales; Suillaceae
Product: kinase-like domain-containing protein
Exons: 7
Coding region: 81-1364 (427 amino acids)
Biological process (GO): protein phosphorylation
Molecular function (GO): ATP binding; protein kinase activity
Source: RefSeq, a predicted model, not a curated record